AGGAAGCAGUCUGCAGAAGGAAUGCAAGUGAUUUAAUAAUUUCCCCUUUAUACCCAGAACAAUUACAAAAUGAAAGGAGUCCUAGUCCUGCUGCUGGCUUUAUCUUUGGGUCAUGCUCUACAGAGAGGAAAUACUUCUUUCAGCUGGAAAGGAAGAUGUGGCAGACCCUGAGGUACACAUAGGAAAUGCAUAGAAAGGUCGUGAUUAUAUGCGAGACAAAAUCUGUCAAGAAUUCAACAACCUGGGAAAAAAUGACUUCCGAACUCUAACAAUCAUCAUGAAUAGCAAGAAAUUCUCCAAUGCUACAUUUGAAGAGAUCAGUCACAUUGUGAAAGAGAUGGUCUCCCUUGUAGAAACAUGUUGUGCUGAAGGGGCUGAUCCCAACUGCUAUGAUGAGGGGUCUUCAGCACUGUCUGACAAAUCCUGUGAUGAAAAUUCUCCUUUCCCUAUGCAUGCCGGAACUGCAGACUGCUGUACUCACCAAGGUCUAGAGAAAAAGCUCUGUUUGGCUGCCCUCCAUCAUCCACCCAAAGAGUUUCCUACUUAUGUGGAGCCAUCGAAUGAAGAACUCUGUGAUGCCUUCAAGAAAGAUCCCAAGGACUUUGCAGACAAGUUUCUGUACGAGUAUUCCAGUAACUUUGGACAAGCCCCUUUGCCGCUGUUAGUAGCUUCUACAGGAAGUUACUUGUCUAUGGUUUCAACUUGCUGCAUUUCACCAAGCCCGGGUAUCUGCUUCUUGAAAGAGAGAUUGGAAAGAAAAACUGUCUCAAUAACCACUAGAAUGGCAAACAGAGUUUGUUCUCAACUUGCGGUAUAUGGAAAGGAAAAAACCAAGUUCAGCUCUUUAGUCAUGUUUUCUCAGAAGAUACCAUGUGCGUCAUUUGAGGAAAUUUUACCUCUGGCUGAAGAUGCUGCUGAAGUGUUUUCCAAGUUCUGUAAUUCAACAACUGAAGACUCUGUGCAGAAGGAGUUAUCAGAACACACCACAAAAAUCUGCAGCACAUUAUCAUCCAAGGAUGAAAAAUUUGCUGACUGCUGCCAGGGAAAAAAUCUUAUGCAAGACUAUUUGUGCAUAUAUUCACUGCAACAUGCUAAAGUUACAUCAUUGCCUGACAUUGAUACACCAACAAAUGAACAGCUCUGUAGUGAAGACAGGGACCAGAACUCAUAUAGAUACAUGUUUGAGAUAUCACGGAGGUACACCAGCAUCCCAGAGGUUUUCCUAAGCAAGCUGUAUGACGCUACAAAAAAAGUUAUGGAUGAAUGUUGUCGUGCUGUGGAUGUCACUGGUUGUCUGAACAACAAGAAGCGUCAGGGCAAAAAAGAGGUAUCCCAGUUUCUGGAAAAGGCAAACAAGCUUUGUGGAGAAUACACUAACAAUACUUUCCUGGAAUUCAAGAAGAGACUAAAAGACAACUUCCAGAAGACUAUGACUGGUGCCACCCCAGAGUAUAUUACAGAGCUGGUAGAGGACAGAGCUAACUUCGCCUCCACGUGCUGCACUAUGAACUCACCUCCAUUGUACUGUGACUUGAAGAUUAAGGCUGAAGCUGGGCGCACAUGUGACUAUGAGUCCUGCAGGUUGAUCUAGAUGUGAAACCAGAAAACAACUCAUAGGCACAAAAGACCAAUUAAAAAGAAGACUGAUCCCUCCAGUUCUUGUGAUUCAUGAGGACUACUGAUCUCCCAGAGUCGACAGAACCAAGAGCUUGAAACCCUGCUCACAGCUUCCUGUCCAUUACUAUUGUAAUGUGACUAGUUCAUACUGUAACUACAAUAAAGGUUUUAACAGCA
Alligator sinensis (Chinese alligator) is the source of this 1794-nucleotide messenger RNA. It is a transcript of the gene GC, whose product is annotated as GC, vitamin D binding protein. The record is from RefSeq and is a predicted model, not a curated record. The coding region runs from base 209 to 1591 and encodes 460 amino acids. NCBI's taxonomy places the organism in Eukaryota, Metazoa, Chordata, Crocodylia, Alligatoridae. Gene Ontology annotation, molecular function: vitamin D binding; vitamin transmembrane transporter activity. Gene Ontology annotation, biological process: vitamin transport. The transcript has 14 exons. Gene Ontology annotation, cellular component: blood microparticle; cytoplasm.